This is a messenger RNA of Cydia splendana, 809 nucleotides long. RefSeq lists its product as uncharacterized. Lineage: Eukaryota; Metazoa; Arthropoda; Insecta; Lepidoptera; Tortricidae. Gene Ontology annotation, biological process: cellular response to oxidative stress. The transcript has 3 exons. The record is from RefSeq and is a predicted model, not a curated record. Gene Ontology annotation, molecular function: glutathione disulfide oxidoreductase activity. Bases 35 to 391 code for a protein of 118 amino acids. Gene Ontology annotation, cellular component: cytoplasm.
UGACACUUGACAGUUCAAAAACAGGUUUUAUUUGAUGGGAACUCAAAUUAGUAAAAUUAUCCGGCCCACCACCACAAAAAUGGCGAACUCAGCGGAAAUUCAACUAUUCAUUAAAGACACUAUUUCUAAGGAAAAAGUUGUUGUGUUUUCAAAAUCAUAUUGCCCUUACUGCACUAUGGCUAAAGAAGUCUUCAACAAAGUAAAGCAGCCCUUCCAAGUGAUAGAGCUGGACCAGCGUGAAGACGGCACUGACAUUCAGGGCAACCUUGCUUCAAUCACAGGAAUCCGAACGGUCCCGCAAGUGUUCAUCAAUGGCAACUGUGUCGGAGGUGGCUCUGAUGUCAAGGCCUUGCAUGAGUCCGGGAAGCUAGAAUCCAUGCUUAUUGGUUAACUUACCAUUAUAAAUAGAAGCAAUUGUUACCUCGACAUCAUUAAGCCAUGGUUAAAAAAAAUAGAAUAUAUUUAAAAAAUAUUGAUAAAAAAGUACUUUUGCCAAAAAAACUGCUUAAUAUGCCUUUUUACAUAGUCAACAUUUUAUUUUGCAUAAGUCUUGGCAAGCUCAUUUGUUUUUAGAUAAAACCAAAUUGAUUCAGUCACUUUUGUCAAGUAAUGUAAAAAAUAAUCGAAUAAAUUAUUUGUAUAAUCUGCAUUAGCUUCUUAGUACAAGACAUCUGUUGUUGUGAAACAAGUUUUUAAUGAUCAACUUAAACAUUGUACUUAUGCAAUUGUUUGAGUUGCCUUUACAUUUUUUUAAAGUUGUUUUGUAUAAAAUUUUAUAUGCAUAAUUUAAAUAAACAAGCUACAAGUUA